UUGGGAACAGUCAAGGUGAUUCAAGAAGAAGCAGUUCAACCUUUUGUUGAUGUCAUUGAAACAGCUCCAUCUUCUUCUGCAGUUCACUCAGAUGACAGCAGUUCUUUAGCUUCAAAUGACACUAUACUCCUCUCCUCCCCUGAAUCCUUCUCAUCGCGAACAAAACAAUGGCCAGCCAACUUUCCCAUUCCCAUGUUUUCGUAUGACACUGAACGUCAGCUACAGAAGGGGAAUUCUGAGUAUCAGGCAAAAAACAAAAUAUUGACAGUCACCCCACGAAUGAAGACUGACAUCCUAAAUAGAUUAGUAGAAGAGAUCUACAGAUACAGAGCCUAUCCAGAGGACGCACAGUUCUGUGUAGUUGCAGAGGCCUUGAUUAAAAAACAUCCAUGUUUAAAAGAGCCUGGUUCAUUCAAUGGUUGCUACGGUUGGAAACAAAGGCUGAAGUACAAAAUGGGAAACUACAGGACUCUACUCAAGUUUCAGGGAUGUCCAGAAUUGUCUGUUAACGCACUUAAAUCCAAAGCCAGUACUUCAGUGUUUCCCGCUGCAAAAAUAAAGAAGCCAAGACGAGCUGAAGCCAACUUCUAUCCUUCCUUUCCAGUGGGAGAAACACAAGAAAGUAUGGAAAAAGAGAGAAUUGAACUCUUGACAGCAAUCAAAAGGAGGAACAAUGACAAGGUCAUUGCGGAGAAAAUGGCUCAUACCUUUGCCUACAGGCGUCAGGAGGUGGUGAAUGAAGAACCUGGCAUAGAGGAUUUCAAGGACAGAUGGCCUGCCCUGUUCCAACAGAAAGAGAUUAAUGCGGAGUUCCUGAGACUCAUGGCUCUUCCCCUUGAGCAGACUUUCUUUGCCCAGUUGGACAGGCUCUCAAGUCAGCUGAUUAAAGUCAUCAAAGCCAAGGGAGGAGCAACACGUGCAAAAAUAGCUGGAAUCAUGAGAAUCUAUGAUGAGGUGGAGGACAUUGGGAUUCGAAGGGAAUGUGUUCUGAAAGGGCUCAUCACCUUUCUUGGAGAGGAUCCAGAAGACCUUAUUAAGGAAUACAGUGGCAGCUGUGGAGAUGAUGCCCAGAUGGAUCUCAAACAACUCACCCUGGCAAUAUUUGUGAUUCGGAAGAAGGGAGAGGGAUUGGAAGAAUCCCCAGAAGACAUUGGCAUUGUCAUUGAGGGAGUGGAGGUGUUGCAUGACCUGACUUCAGUUGCCUCAGCAUGUGCCCUGCUUCUGGGUUUGAUAUAUGCCCUUAACCUGGCUUAUCCGAAGCCUCUGCGCUUCACAUUUGAAGUGUUUCAAAAAAUCUUCAUGCAACUUGACCAACACAAAAUGUCUCCUAAAGUUCAGAAUUUGUUUGGAAGACUUCAGACCUCUCAGUAAAGACAAUUGUAUGUUGUGCAAAAUGACAGAUUAUUUUCUGUCUUUGUUUGAACAUGAGGGGGCUGUGUUUUGGAAGCUUAACCUCAAGGGACUGAACUUUUUGAAUUUCUUUUGGGACAUUGUGCAUAUUAAAGCCACAGCAUUAGUAGGCUGCUGUAGUAUUGUUCACAGACACUUUCACAGUGUUUUUUCAUAUUUUUUUUUCAAUUUGGAUUAAGCAGUGCUUAAUGUUUACUAUUCUGUUCUGAUGUCAGUUAACUUAAGUAUCGGAGAUGGUUUAAAUGCUGCAAGCCAUGACCCCACAACCUUGUUUGAAAGCAUGUAGAUGUUAUUGCUUGUUUUCAGUUUGUUCUUGAAGAUGUUAAAAACAGACACACAUGUUCUUACAUUUUAUGUAAAAACAGUUUAGGGAUUGAGAAUGUUGAUUUCCUUUAUUUUAGGAGGACUUGUGGUAAAUCUGAAAAACAUUGUUUUUCAGAGGAAUACAUCUGGAUUCUACAAGCUCACACAGGGAUGUCCAAAGUUUGUCCUGGAGAGCCAUCAAUGUGCAAAUGUCAGAUGGACUAUUUCAAUACCACCUUGCUGAAUUUACACACCAGCAGACACUCAGCUGAGCAGAGGCAUAGUAAUGAGCACUUAAUUUUAUUUGGAGAUUGGAUUCAUCUGAAAGUUGGAGGAUGGUAGCUCUCCAGAACUGGACUUGGGGUACCCCAUGUUCAGUUUACUAAAAAGCUAACUCAAUUAAGCAGACAAGCAAAAGAUCUGUGUAGUAUGUUCAGUGCAAAAUGUGUUGUGAAAAAUC
Molecule: messenger RNA, 2173 nt
Organism: Poeciliopsis prolifica (blackstripe livebearer)
Lineage: Eukaryota; Metazoa; Chordata; Actinopteri; Cyprinodontiformes; Poeciliidae
Exons: 4
Coding region: 193-1371 (392 amino acids)
Source: RefSeq, a predicted model, not a curated record